UGCGACGGUGCGGGGAGGAGGGAAGCGGUUAGAGGUGGGAGUUGGCGUUGCGGGCCGGGCGGGGGCCGCGGAGCUGCGAUGCGGACGGGGCCGCGGCGGUGACCCGAGCUGCCGCCCGACAUGAACUCGCUGGAGCAGGCGGAAGAUCUCAAGGCUUUUGAGAGGAGACUUACAGAAUAUAUUCAUUGUUUGCAACCUGCCACUGGACGUUGGAGAAUGCUUCUUAUAGUGGUAUCUGUCUGCACAGCUACUGGUGCCUGGAACUGGUUAAUAGAUCCCGAGACACAAAAGGUGUCCUUCUUCACAUCUUUAUGGAAUCACCCAUUUUUCACUAUUAGCUGUAUUACUCUAAUAGGCUUGUUCUUUGCCGGAAUACACAAGAGGGUCGUUGCACCAUCAAUCAUAGCUGCUCGAUGUCGAACUGUAUUAGCAGAAUACAAUAUGUCUUGUGAUGAUACAGGAAAACUCAUUUUAAAACCUAGGCCUCAUGUUCAGUGACAAUCUGCACUCAUUGUUAUGGGACCUAAAAUAGCCUUUCUUCAAAUGAGUGAUAAACAGCAAAAAGCCAUAAAGGAUUCCUUUUACAAUUGGAUAUGUGAAGAUCAUAGCAACAACUGACAAGAAGUGUGCAAUAUUUACCCAGAUGAUCUCGAUGAUGAUGACUCGCCUCCCCCGUGCUUGGUACCUUUGAUUAUCUGUGUUACAGUAUUAGUGUCACUUUAGUACUUCAGACCCUGCAGAGACUUCUGCAGAUGAAGUUUGUCUAUAUGUUACUAAGUUAAACUUAGAAACAGAACCUCAUCCAGUUUUUAUAAUGUAUUUUUGCAAACUACUGUAAAUAGCAAAUCAAUGCCAAUGUCAAAGAGGGAAGCCUUCCGUGGACUUUGUUCUCCUGCACCAGUAUCGUGGGAGCAUCCGUUGGCCGGCCCCAUGGCUCUUCACACCCAGCUAUCCCGCAUAGCUGUGCCUUUCAUUCUUACACCCCUCUGUUCUAAUCAUAAUGCAAGAAAAACAUCGGAUCGAGUGUAAACUGAGAAAGACUCAUCUCCAUUAUGUUGUGAGAAAUUAUAGAUGUUCUUCUGAGAAAACAUUUUUGUUAAACCAGAUAGUGAACUUCAACCACUCUCACGGUAACCAUUUCCAGUUUGUUGUUUUCCUUCAAUGCUAAAUAUACUUUAUAUUUUUUUUUAAUAAUUUUAAGAACACUCCAAAGGCUUCUGAAUAUACAAGUUUAGUUAUAAAUUAUGUACUGUCUGGGAAUUUGAUAGUCCUUGUUUUAGAUCAUUGGAUCUUAACGCCGCGGUUGGCGUGCUGUUACACUAGUGUUGCACGGGUGUAAUUGAUCAGCUGCUCCAUCAUGGGGUGACUUGGGAGCGGUGCCCCAAACUAGAGUCUACAAUUCUCACUGUUCGGAGAGUGUUAAUGACAUACUGUGUAUGCAUUUUAGCCACGUGUACUAUAAUUGCCCUAAUCUUAAACUAUUGGGAUUGCUGUAAAUAUUUUAAAGAACUGGAGGUGCCUUUUACCUGUUUAUUAGAUGAUUUUGAAAAGGUUUAAAUUAUUUCAUGAGCAGUCUUUUAAAUUCCAUUUAACAUGAAGCUGAAAAUUCACUCACAGGACAAAAACUUUUUAACAAGGCUACCAUUUAACUUAACUGUCCAUCUUGGCUUUGACGUGUUUGAGAUUUUAUUCUUAAAACUGCAGCAAUAAGACCCUCUCUGUUCCUACGAAGUCAUCAGAGGGUACUCUAUGUAUUCGGCACAGUUUGAUUGUCUGUAAAUUUUGUAGGUAAAUAUGUGCAUAAAAAUAAAUACUUUAUAUAUAA
This is a messenger RNA of Lutra lutra (Eurasian river otter), 1825 nucleotides long. RefSeq names its product CTD nuclear envelope phosphatase 1 regulatory subunit 1 (gene CNEP1R1). The transcript is spliced from 6 exons. The record is from RefSeq and is a predicted model, not a curated record. NCBI's taxonomy places the organism in Eukaryota, Metazoa, Chordata, Mammalia, Carnivora, Mustelidae. Gene Ontology annotation, cellular component: cytoplasm; Nem1-Spo7 phosphatase complex. Bases 121 to 498 code for a protein of 125 amino acids.